GCACUCGCUUGACUCCUAUUGCAUACAAAUUACAUAUAUUUUUCCUCAAUUUCUCCGCUGUGAGAAACGAAGAUCCAAGCAAAAACUCAACCAUUUUAUAUAAAUUUAGGGUAUUCCUCUUAUAUAUUGCCUAUACUUUCUACUAUAUAUAUCAUAUAUUUAUAUAUAUACACAGAGAUAGUAGAUGUGUAUAUAUAUGUAUAGAGAAAUGAGGUUAUGAGAAGGAGUGGCAAUGUCGGGGGGCGAAUACAGUGAUCGUAAUAUACUGUUGCGAUCGAAUUCGUCGGCUUCAGAUGGCGAUUUGGAAGGUCAAGGAUCGCCGAAGAGUAACAAAGGCUUUCAAGAUCUGCUGAAGCGGUUGGAUCGAGGGUUUUCGGGACGACGUCUCAGCAUCAAGCGUUCGGAUAGGGACACUUCUUCUUCUUCAAAUCAUGGCGACAGUAACGGCGGCGUCAUCAACGGCAGCGAUGAGAUCCUCGGUGAUAGUGCUCCGCCGGAAUGGGCGUUGCUGCUCAUUGGCUGCCUUCUUGGCCUAGCUACUGGUCUCUGCGUUGCCGCCUUCAACCGUGGGGUGCAUGUAAUACAUGAAUGGGCCUGGGCUGGUACUCCAAAUGAUGGAGCUGCUUGGCUUCGUUUACAGAGGCUAGCUGACACGUGGCAUCGGAUACUUCUAAUACCAGUCACAGGAGGAGUUAUUGUUGGCAUGAUGCAUGGUUUACUUGAAAUAUUAAACCAAAUAAGGCAGUCCAGCUCUUCCCAAGGACAGGGUUUUGAUUUUCUUGCUGGAGUAUUCCCCAUAGUGAAGGCCAUCCAGGCUGCUGUAACAUUGGGGACUGGUUGUUCUUUGGGUCCUGAAGGCCCUAGUGUAGAUAUUGGAAAAUCAUGUGCUCACGGAUGCUCAGUAAUGAUGGAAAAUAACAGGGAAAGGAGAAUAGCUCUUGUUGCAGCAGGUGCAGCUGCUGGGAUAUCUUCAGGUUUUAAUGCAGCAGUAGCUGGUUGUUUCUUUGCUAUUGAAACUGUUUUAAGGCCUCUUCGUGCAGAAAACUCUCCUCCAUUUACAACUGCAAUGAUAAUAUUGGCAUCUGUUAUUUCAUCUACUGUAUCAAAUGUUAUCCUUGGGGAGAAACAGGCUUUCACAGUGCCCACGUAUGAUUUGAAAUCUGCUGCUGAACUACCUUUGUACCUGAUUUUGGGUAUGCUAUGUGGGAUAGUAAGUGUAGCUUUCACUCGCUUGGUAAAUUGGUUCAGCAAGGCAUUUGAGUUUAUAAAGGAAAAAUUUGGCCUUCCAGCUGUCGUAUGCCCUGCAUUAGGUGGUUUAGGAGCUGGCAUAAUAGCUCUCAAGUAUCCUGGCAUACUUUACUGGGGUUUCACUAACGUUGAUGAAAUCCUACAUACCGGGAAGAGUGCUUCAGCACCUGGAAUUUGGCUACUAGCUCAGCUAGCAGCUGCAAAAGUUGUGGCAACGGCUCUGUGCAAGGGAUCUGGGCUUGUAGGUGGCCUAUAUGCACCAAGUUUAAUGAUUGGUGCUGCUGUGGGUGCUGUUUUUGGGGGUGUAGCUGCAGAAUUAAUCAAUUCAGCCAUUCCUGGAAAUGCUGCUAUUGCCCAACCACAGGCAUAUGCACUGGUUGGGAUGGCUGCAACAUUAGCUUCAGUUUGUUCAGUACCCUUGACAUCAGUUCUACUUCUGUUUGAGCUGACAAAAGAUUAUAUGAUCUUGCUUCCUCUCAUGGGGGCUGUUGGAUUAGCAAUAUGGGUGCCCUCUGUGACAAACCAGUCGAAGGAGAAUGAGACAUCUGACGCAAAGAGUUUGCCAAGUGGCUAUUCUGUCCUUCGGCCAGUUGAAGAUAAAAACGAAGGUAUUUGGAGACAAUCUGGUGAUGCAAAUGAUCUAGAACUCUCUGUUAUAAGGAAUUCUGCUAACAAUGAAGCAAUUGAUGAAGAUAUAUUUCUGGACGAACUAAAGGUUUCUCAGGUCAUGUCAAAGAACUAUUUGAAGGUUUCUCUGACCCUAACCUUGAAGGAGACAGUAAAAUGUAUGCAUGAUGGCCAACAGAAAUGCGUGCUUGUGGUUGAUGCUGAAGAUUUUCUAGAAGGAAUUUUAACAUAUGGCGACAUUAAACGGUUUCUAUCCAAUAAGUCUGGUGAUGCUCCUGAGGUAAAUACUUGUCUUGUUUCUUCUAUCUGCACUCGAGGAAUAAACUAUCGUGGGCGUGAGUGUGGACUUCUGACUUGUUAUCCAGAUACUGAUUUGACAAUUGCUAAGAAGCUAAUGGAGGCAAAGGGGAUAAAUCAGUUGCCUGUGGUUAGGCGUGGUGGAGAGUUCCAAAAAGAACGAAAGCGCAGAAUUGUUGCUAUUCUUUAUUAUGAUUCAAUCUGGAACGCUCUCAGAGACGAGAUCGAUCACCAAAAAUCACUAUAUCAGCAGAGAAAUGACAAUCUUGAGUUGGUGAUAACAAAUGGUCAUUAGUGCAAUCAUAGAGCGUCAAAAAUCAAGUUUCACGAAACUGAAGUUGGAAGUAAAGAUCGUCAUUCAUUUUUGGGAAUCCAAAUGUGUAUUCUUGGGCGUGUUUUAUUAAUAGAUAAGAUCGUCGUAAUGAUGAAUCUGACAUACGAAAUCAUUCCUUAUGUAAUUUAGCCACAGCAUAUUUGUAUAUGUAGAUCACUCACAAUUUAGUUGUUAGCAGACAUUUGUUUGAGAAAAAUGAAAAUACGCAUCAAUAGUAAAACCGAAAGCUGUAUUUUCUGUGGAAAA
This is a messenger RNA of Cornus florida, 2752 nucleotides long. RefSeq names its product chloride channel protein CLC-f. The transcript has 9 exons. The record is from RefSeq and is a predicted model, not a curated record. NCBI's taxonomy places the organism in Eukaryota, Viridiplantae, Streptophyta, Magnoliopsida, Cornales, Cornaceae. Gene Ontology annotation, biological process: chloride transport; transmembrane transport. The coding region runs from base 233 to 2467 and encodes 744 amino acids. Gene Ontology annotation, cellular component: membrane; Golgi apparatus; chloroplast. Gene Ontology annotation, molecular function: voltage-gated chloride channel activity.